Molecule: messenger RNA, 386 nt
Organism: Meloidogyne enterolobii
Lineage: Eukaryota; Metazoa; Nematoda; Chromadorea; Rhabditida; Meloidogynidae
Source: the annotation of a GenBank genome assembly
UUUUUGUUCAAAAAUUUAAAGAAUGCAUCGACUGGAAGAUAAAAAACAAUUCUAAAAACCCUCCCAAUUGUGAAUACCUUCCUUAUUCCUUAAAUUAAGUUUUACUCUUGCCUUUUUAAAUAGUCAUGUCAUUCCAACCUCUCCAUACAAACCUUAAUAAAAUAGGUAGAUCGACGUCGACGUCAAUUAAUUUUUUCCCUCCUCGGCCCUCGCCCUUCCAAUCACACACAAAAAAAGUUGUUUCCCUUCUCUAUCAUUUCUGCGCAAUUUUCUACAUUAUUACACACACACAUACACAACUCUUUUUUACAUUAAUUUCAAGGUUUUGGAUAUUUUUUGUGUGUGCAUUUUAUUUAUAUUUUUUUAUAAAAACCUCAUUACUCUAA